Molecule: messenger RNA, 1914 nt
Organism: Medicago truncatula (barrel medic)
Lineage: Eukaryota; Viridiplantae; Streptophyta; Magnoliopsida; Fabales; Fabaceae
Exons: 5
Coding region: 368-745 (125 amino acids)
Biological process (GO): mRNA splicing, via spliceosome
Cellular component (GO): post-mRNA release spliceosomal complex; U2-type spliceosomal complex
Source: RefSeq, a predicted model, not a curated record
AUUCCCCUUAUCCUUAUAUCACACACUCAAUGCCUCUUAACUAAAAAAAAAAAAAACACGGUUCUUCUCCCUCAUUCUCUCCCAGUCACUUCUCUUCUCCUCUCCAAGUCGAUGCUCUGCUCUUCUCCUCUCCUCUUCAGUCGAUGCUGCUCUUCUCCUCUCCCAGUCGAUGCUCUGCUCUUCAUCCUCAUCGACUCAAGCUCCGGCCACCUUCCGUAAACCACCACGAGACCGUGAGUCGAGAGUGAACAUAUUCAUAUUCAUCUCGCAUCAAAUCCAGAUCUCGAAAUCCUCUGCAUCUCGAUCUGUUGGUUUUAACCCAUGAAAAUACAUUGAUUUUGCUGACCUAAUUUCAUUUCUCCAGAAUAUGACACCUCUCCUAUGUGCAUUUCUUAAUCAAGUCAAGGAAAAGAUAGGGAAUAAUAGUUUUUGCUGCACGUUCGGCUCACAACAAAUUCUCCUGUCAUGUGUCACCGACGAGCUGAAGUGGAAGCUCCACGAGAGCAGACAAAAAAGCAGCAAGACCUUUGUGAGGUUUGAGAUGCCUUAUAAUAUAUGGUGUGGAGGAUGCAAUUCUACGACUGCAAAGGGUGUCCGGUUCAAUGCAGAGAAGAAGCAAGUUGGGAAUUACUACUCUACAAAGCAAAACAAUGCAAGUGAUUUCCCUUCCGAGCUGGAUAUUUUCUAUGGGAAACAUAUGUUGUUCAAAGUUGAAGUAGCUGAGGGAAAUCUUAUACAUAAUUGACAUAGCUAUGUGGUGAAGCGAAUCACUGAUGAUGGAUGAUGUGGAUAUGAUAAAAAGGUUCAUGGUAUUUCAUAAUAUCAAGGUGCUAUGUCGAUACCAUAUCCUUAUUCUAAUAAUCACAGUUUAUGCGCACUGUUUAUAAUCAUAGCUUUUAUUUUAUGCAGUCAAUCACUGUUCCAACUCAGGUAUAUUGAUUUUAAAAAUGCAGUCAUAAACAUAUACAUACAAUGAUAGCAAAAUAGAUGAACCAGUUUAGGAUUUGAUUUUUUGCGGACUAUGUCACCGCUAUUUUGUUGUUACGGCUACCAAGCAACAUUAAUCUUAUGUUAUAGUGUUGAUUCCAACCGUGUUUACUUUGUGAUCAAUUCACUCUACUUUUACUGCUAUUAAAUCCGGAGCUUAUUUAAUGUUACAGAAACACUGUCAAAUAGUUUUUUAUUUUUAACUGCUAUGAUAUUAUAUAAUCUAAGAUUUAAGGUAUAGAGAAACUAAUAAGAAAAAUGUGCGUCUGUAAUUCAUGUAGCAUUUAUGUUAAGAAAUUCAUUAGUAAAUUUAAUAACUGUGCAUCAUAUAUUUAUUUGUAAAGUUCUGUCUUAUAGUAAUAUUUGCAUAAAAACAAUUAAUUUCUAUAAUGUUUUUUAUUUAUUCUAAAAUAACCGCAGUUAUAAAAUAAUUGUUUUAUAUUGUGCGCCCUACGCCUUCAAUUCCGAGCUGCUCAUGAUAAUUGAAUGUUGUUUAUUGUAUCAUGAAGGUUGAGGGCAUUGAUUCAUCCAAGUCUGCCGUUAAUCAAAAGGACACUGAUGUCAUCCAGGUUAAUGAUCGUGAGAAAGAGGAUGAACAGACGCCUUGCAGCAAAGUUGUAUGGAAAAGAUCAGCUGAGAAAGGUGUUUCAGAUGUGACAGCUUAUAAGUUGGAUGGGGACGAAUCUGCCACAGAAUCUAUCAAACUGAAGUGUGUGAAGCUUGAGCCUAAAAAUUAGGAUGAGUGUCAUGAUGCAGUCCCUUAAUUAUAUUAAUUUUACAAUUGCCUAGAAAUUUUUGUUUAUGUAUUUUUCUCUAUUGUUUUUGUUUCUUGAAGUACUAUUUGUUCGUUUUCCUUUAAGCGCCGGUUAUGGUGUAUGACAUUUCAUAUCCUUAUUUUGUUUAAUUCGAAUUUUAUCGUUUCUUGAA